Messenger RNA from Pseudoliparis swirei, 3267 nucleotides. RefSeq names its product cardiotrophin-like cytokine factor 1 (gene clcf1). Bases 225 to 1736 code for a protein of 503 amino acids. Lineage: Eukaryota; Metazoa; Chordata; Actinopteri; Perciformes; Liparidae. The record is from RefSeq and is a predicted model, not a curated record. The transcript is spliced from 3 exons.
CGCAUCCUCUGAUCAAUGAGAUUUAAUCGACAUCACCUGCUUUCCCCCCUCGAGCUCAUCCAGAGUUGUGUGAGGAAGGAGGACUGAUCUAAUUUAUGAAAAGUUUCAAGACAGCGAACUAAUCCACAAAAGGAAAGGAGACAUUAUUAUCGGGUUAUUUUUUUUGAUUCACCAGGAUAAACGUGUGAGCUAGCGAACUGAACGGAAUAAAAGGAUUGGGAUAAAUGAAGAUGCUUUGCGGAGUGCAUCAACGCCAACUCAUCCUGCUAUUGGCUGCUGCCAUGGCGACGGCCCUGGAUUCUUCACACAACCUGGCUAGCGAGAGGAGUUCGAUAGAAAGCACGUACGAGCUGACCAAAUACCUGGAGUAUCAGCUCAAGGAAAUCAAAGACAUAUAUCUGACAUACCUCGGCCCUCCAUUCAACGAGAAAGACUUCUCCCCUCCUCGACCCAACAGUACCUCUCUGACCCUGCCCAGCGCCGCCACCCGCCUGGAGCUGUGGCACGGCCUGGAGAACCAAGCUCGGCUCUCCCAGAACCAGAAGGCCUACUCCUUCCUGCUGGCAGCAGUCAGGGAGUUGGCCCGCUCCACCCUCUGCCCCUCCCUCAAGAUCUCCCUGUUGCACUUUUGCACAGGCCUAGAUGGGCUACUGGGCUCUAUAUCAGCGCUGAUGACCACCCUCGGUUAUGCACUUCCUCCUCCAUCUGCUUACGUGGCGAGUGCCGCCAGAGAGCUGCAGUUCCCUUUGAGGGGGGUAGGGGCCGACCGACCCGCUCCACUGAUGAGCCAGAGCCUUUACAGGUCCAGAGCCGGGACCAGGACAGAGUCCGCUCAGCGUAACAACCAAAGACGGAGCGGGAAGACGGUGGUCAGAGGAGAGAGGGAGGACGGUGUCAGAGUAGACCUGGUGGAGAAAAGAAGAGGGAGAGACGGGAGGAGAGCGGACACGACCGCAACUGGAGGAGGGAGUGGCGGAUCGAGGGAGAAGGGAAGAGGAGAAAGAGGGAGGAGAGGGAGAAGGGAAGAGCCGGAGAGACGGAAAUGGUCUCCCAGUGAAGACGAGAGAGUAGGGGAGGAGGAAGAUGAGGAGCUGGAGCGAGAAGUAGGUGAGGACGGAUGGAGGAGGAGAAGGUUGUUGAGUAUCAGCGAGGAUGGAGAGGGGAAGGAAAGUCAGCCUGAACCCUGGGGAGAAGUGUCGUACCCGGGCACAGACAGCUCCAGCUCCCUUGGACUAGCAAACAUCCAAACCCACAACAAUCAAUACAGCUACAACAUGAACUCACGUCACACGGACACUCUCAGAGAAGAAGAUGACUUUAUUGUGGAGGCACGCAGAGGGUUAACGGUGGAGGAGGAGAAGCAAACUUACAUGGAGGCUUCUUACUCCACUUUGCAUCAUCAGCGUCGGCCUGCUCGCUCCCUCCUCACUCCCACCCUCCAACCUCCUCUGUCCACCCUCUCCUUGCUCUACCAGUUUGGAGCAGGUGAGGAGCACACCCUCCUCUCCCAGCCGGUGCCUCUGUCUUUACGAAGGGGCACCUCCCUCCUUUCUCGUCCUCUAAAUCCGCUCCUUUCCUCAGCCGCCUCUGCCUCCUCCUCGCUGUUGUCGGUGCGGCCGACAAUGAACGACUUUGCCAGGAAAGUGGAGGGGUUUUGGAUAUUGAGGGAGCUGCAGAGUUGGCUGUGGCGGUCGGCGAAGGACUUUAACCGCCUAAAGAAGAGACUCAGAGGCUGAGACACGGAGACACACAAGUACAGUGUAUCGUAAAAAAACUAUGAUUUGCAUAAAAUCUGAGUGGGAACAAAUUGAGAGUUUAAACAGACAAAAGCACAUAAAAGCAUUCUUAAUUCAUUCAUUCAUACCGUACUGGAAUCAGUGAAUGAAGGAUGAUUUGGCAGCAGAAGCAUGAAUGGAAUAUAAAGCCAAACAUUACCAGCACUGUCGCCCCAUGAUGCACAUAGCGACUCAGUGAGCGAGACACACUGAGACUGGGCUGAGUUACCGGACUUCACGGCUCAUAGAUCAACAGACAUACCACUGUAGGUGGUUAGACUCACACACACACACACACACACACACACACACACACACACACACACACACACACACUGCACACGGGGGUAGGCCAAGUGACAGGCAGACAGACAGUGCAGCCAUUGAGUGAAAACUGAUUCAGUGACCUCCAGAUGUGUGAAUCAGCAAACUUUCUCGAAAAGGAAGAACACUUCUGAAUGGGUAAAAGACAAAAGGAGAGGAGGAAAUGGCCAAAGGGAUGAAGAGGAGGGGAGGAAAUGGCAAGGAGAUGAGAGGAAGGCGGGAGGAGGCGUGAGUCAGGACAUGAUCACUGGAAAUAACGGGCAGAGGGGUGCUGCUGAGUAAUCAGAAGUCGGCUGGUCAGUUACAGUAACUCUACAACAGCGCUACACAUACUGUCCAGACAGAGAGGUGGUCAAACACACAGACGCACACACACACACGAACACACGCACACGUGCACUUAUUGUGAUUUUUGGCGCUCAACCAUUCACUUCUAUGCUGCUUUUGAUGCAGUGCGCACUCAUUUGUGCCACUUUUUUAAUGACUUUACUCCAUAACAACAAAUAUUUAAUUUGAAAUGUUUUAGAAUGUUAUAAUUUCCCCUAUGAAAUACCACCGUUUUGUGUUUUCUGUAAAAAUAAGUAUACUUUGACAUUUUGGGGAAUAUACAUAUAUGCUUUCUUGCUGAGACUAACAUUAGAAAAUCAGCAUGUUGCAGUCUUGGAAACAUCCGGCACAUAAAACCAUAAAACUACAAAUGUCUGUUAAUUUGACCCUUUACAGAUGAUGGUGGCAUGUAACUCCCUCUGUCAAGUCAUUUUGUGUACAGUUAUAGGUAUUUGACAUUUUACAUUCAUAUCCAAAGGACAGAUAUGAGAGUGGAAAUACAUCUACACAUCUAACUCUCCGAAAGAAAGCGAAGGUUGUCAAACUAUUUCUUUAAGUAACUUCACACAUCACGACAUGAAACAUUGGCCAAAUGGAUGAGAAUCUUUUUUGCCUUUUAAAACAUGAAAUCAGAUACUUUCUCCAAUAUAAAAAUGUCUUCAUUCAUUUUUCAGAAAAUGUUCCAUUUGUUAUGUCUCUACAAUGUGCCUUGAUGAUGUAGCUAAAGGUUAUGGAUCAUAUCUCUAUAAUAUUUAUUGAACAAGAUGUUUAUUUAUUUUCUCCGCGGUGUGAAUAUACUGUAUUGUAACUCAAAAGAAUAAAUAUUAGCUUUUGUACAGAG